CGAUUUGUGUUUGUUAUGAUGCACUUUGGGUGCAAAACAAAGUUGUUAUAAGUUUGUUGUUGACAAUGUCGUGGAGUGUUGACUUUGAUAAUCGCCUAAUCGAGCUGGUGCGCGCUAACCCGAGUCUAUAUGAACGAGAACUGCGUAGCACACCCUACGACUCCGGCAAGAAAAAGAGGGAAUUGUGGUGCAGCAUAGCAACCUCCCUGAAAACUGAUGUUAAAACGUGCAUAACGCGCUGGAAUUAUAUGCGAGACAAGCUGCGGCGGGAAUUGCUUAAAGACCAGUCCGAUUGGAGUUUGUUGGAAAAAUUGCGUUUCGUUGGACAACACAAAGUCAACAGUAAUCGGAACAAUGAGCGACAAUUGCAGCAGGCGGUGACCACGUCGGCUCUCAUAAAUGUAAGUUGGCGCGCCCUUAGUCCCGAUCAGCUUAUUGCACAGGAUGAGGACGAUGCGCUGCAGGAGGCAAUGGACGAGCAGCAUGUGGCAUCGGCGGUUAUAGUGCCACCACCACCACUGGCAACCCCUGUUGCCGGAGUGUCUGGGUCUGGCACGUCAGCCAGCAAUGAAGAUCUCAUGAAACGCAUUGAGGCAUUGCUGCAGGGUCUGGGCACAAAUCGCUCCAAGGCGGAGAAAAAGAUUGUGGCCUAUUUGUGCAAAUGCACUCUGCGCGCCCUCAACGACGAGCAAAUCGAUGAUAUAUUUAUUUAAUUAACCCGACCUCACAUCUACUUAAUAACCCAAUACGAACUGAUUAGUUUUAAUUUGUAAUUUAGUGGCUAAUUUUUGGGGAUGCAGGAAAUUGUGGGUUGGGCGCAAAAAUCGAACUCGCGAACCACGCCAAAAACAACGCAAACUAUUGCCAAGUUUAUACGACAGUCGGUUUUAAUGAAAACGAGUUGAGUUAUAUUAUUGACGUAUUUGUUAAUGUAAGAUGUUUGGUUAUUUUUUUGUUUAAAUUGCAGUAAUACACUUAUCGCUUGGAAAUUUAAUCGAAUAUCAUGAGAAUCUCAUAUGGUGUGAGUUAUUUAUUAAAAUUUCAAUUUUUUUUAUUAAUUAUUUAAUGCGGGAAACCUUCAGUUUAUAAAAAGAAAUUUAUUUAUUAGUUAAGAGCAAAAUUUCAUCAGUAUUCCAGCUCAGGCUAAAAGUCAUACUGAUUUUUGGUUAAUUCUGGUUUAGCUGCCCUAUAAACUUGGUGUAUAUGACGCAGUUAGUUGAAGCGUUUUCUAGUUGUUGGUCAAAGAGUGCGCGCGCAAGCAAUAACAUGGCCAAUAUCCAUGUCUGGCUGACUGGUUGUCUGGUUCAGGGGUGAGGGGUGACUGGCAGGUGGGGUAGACGACGCCAAACAAGCAUUUAGUUUAUUAAUUUUGAUGACUCUGUCGCUGACUGUGACAUUAACGAAGCAAUAAUAUGUUAUGAGCAAUCAAUUCCCUUCCCCGGAUCGACCCAUCCCCUACCGAAACCAAUAUACCCUACUUACUACACACUACCUACUACACUAUACUCCAUGCCAGCCACCUUUCUAAAGUUGUGUAGCUGUAGCGCAUUAACACCACAUUAUCGAUUGAUUUGAGGCAAAAGCACGCACAAAAAUCAAUAAUCAUGCAAAGUCAAUGCAAAAUAAAUGUAUAGUUCAAUUGUCAAAUGUUUGCUUUAUAAAUCAAUCAAUCACAUUGAAUUUGUUAGCUUUUAUUUAUUUAUUGCUAAGUGUGGUUUUAAAAAAAAUACGCGCCUAAAUCUCAAAUGAUGCAUAUGUCUGUAUGUGUGUAUUCAAUAAUAUGUAUGUAAAUAUAUGUGAUUCACCUUUGA
This is a messenger RNA of Drosophila innubila, 1811 nucleotides long. RefSeq lists its product as uncharacterized. NCBI's taxonomy places the organism in Eukaryota, Metazoa, Arthropoda, Insecta, Diptera, Drosophilidae. The record is from RefSeq and is a predicted model, not a curated record. The transcript has 2 exons. Bases 66 to 713 code for a protein of 215 amino acids. Gene Ontology annotation, cellular component: transcription regulator complex; nucleus. Gene Ontology annotation, biological process: regulation of transcription by RNA polymerase II.